AUGAUGCCGGCCGCCCCAAGCGUGGCCGUGAUGACCGUCGGGAUGCUCCCCACACCUCCUCGGAUGGGUUGCGCCGCGAGGCAGACCUGCGCCAGCAGCUUUCCUCCGCCCUCGAGCCUCGCCGUUCGCCGUCGGUCCCCCGCCCGCGAGCCCCAUCGUUCGUCGGCGCGCACAGAGCGUCGCUCCCCGGACCGCGACCACCGCUCCCCUGCUCGCCGUGCCUCCCCUCGGGACCACCCUCGUUGGCCUGUGGAGGAGCAGUGGCGCUCCUCCCAGCGACACUCGCCGUCCCCUCCCCAGUGCCGGAGCUGCUCCCCCACCCCCCCAGGACUUCAACAGCAGCAAUUCGGCACCUCUCAAGCUACUCGCCGGUACCAAGCACCACAAAAUCAGCCUUCCUUCCCCCCGGCCAAUGGUGGCAAUGGCAACCGCGGGCGCCAAGGAGCUAAGAAGAAGAAGAAGAAGGGGCCGGCUCGCCCGCCCGCUCCCGCCACAUCCACCGCGUCGGCCCCACCUGUGGACACCGGUGCUCCGCGUGACUCCCCACCGUGCUUCAACUGUGGGCUCAUCGGGCACUUCCAGGUCGCGUGCCCCAACCCGCCGAUGUGCUAUCUCUGCAAGGACUCCGGCCACCCCGCGGUGCUUGCCCGGAUCGGCCGGUGA
Molecule: messenger RNA, 663 nt
Organism: Aegilops tauschii subsp. strangulata
Lineage: Eukaryota; Viridiplantae; Streptophyta; Magnoliopsida; Poales; Poaceae
Source: RefSeq, a predicted model, not a curated record